CUCAAUUGUAUAUAAACCUGUUGUACAUCAUUUUCAGUUCACAAGUUCAAUAUACAGAUUCAUUCUUCUUUCUCUAUCCUCUCUGUAUUCUUGAAUUCACAUCUUUAAUACCAUAUCACAUCAUGGUAUCAAAGCUUUCAGCACCAUAGUUGAACUCUGAAAUCGAUCCAUAUAUUUUUGCUGCAAAUUCUAAAUCUAAAAUUCUUGAGUUGGUAAAAUUUGAAGAACAGAAAUGGAGGAUAAUGAUGUUAUCAACAAUGAGGUACCAAUAGGUCAAAAUUUUAUCAACUACUGGGGAGCAACAGACUCAAAACCUAGGGAGUUCUCAGACCAAUGGAAUCGAUUACUCUCAUCCACUAUUCUUGGCACUAUUCGAUGUAAGUGGAAUUUAGAUAAUUUCUUUUCAAUUAACAGGAAUUGAGAAUUACUCGAUUUGGUAUAGGUCAAUGAGAUUAGCCCUUUUAGGCAGAAACAAAUUAGGUAUUGUAAAUGGUAAUUGCAAAAAAAAAAAUGUUUCCUGAAAGCAUGGAUGAUCAGUGGGAAAGAGUCAAUGCAAUUGUACUUUCUUGGAUCUUGAAUGGAGUUUCUAAGAGUCAUUUAUAUGGUAUUAUGUAUGCAUCUGUUGCUUAGCUGUUUGGGAAGAUCUUGCUGAAAGAUUCAAUAAAACUGAUGGAUCAAGAACUUUCAAUUUACAUAAGGAACUAGCAAAUUUAACCCAAGGAACAUCAUCUGUGUCAGUUUACUUUUCAAGAUUAAAGAACUUGUGGGAAGAAUUUGAGGCUUGCCAGCUCCUGGUUAUGAAUGUGACAAGUCAAAAGAAUUUGUGAUAUAUCUGCAGAAAUUGAAACUGUAUCAAUUUCUUAUGGGGUUGAAUGAGAGCUAUUCUCAAGCUAGGAGUUAGAUUUUACUAAGGAGUCCCUUACCUACAGUAAAUCAAGCAUAUUCUAUGAUCAUUAGUGAUGAAAAUGAGAAAGGAGUUGCUGCUACUUCAGGUGUGUUAGAGAGUACUCAACAUGGAUCAUUCAGCAACUAUGAGAUGGCUAUGCAUGCUAGGAAUAAUGCUCAACCUGUUUCCAUUAGCAACAACUAUGAAAUGGCUAUGUGUACUAGGAACCAUAACAAUAAUGGACAGAAUCAAAAAUUCAAAAAGAACGGAAACCUUCAGUGUGAAGUAUGCAAGAGAAAAGGUCAUACUAAGGAGAACUGUUAUAGGGUUGUGAGGUAUCCUUCAGACUUCAAAUUUCAAAGGAAAGUUAAUAACACUAGUGCUGCUUACAAUGCCAAUGUGAUGCAAGAUCAUGUUGGUUCAACCUCUCAGUUCAAUCCUGAAUAUGGUCAUAAUACAAAUCUGUAUGUUCCAUCUGCCAAUAUGGGUAAAGAAGUGUAUGGUCACAAUACAAGAAAUGUAAGAACUCAACCAACUGGAAGUUACAAUCACAAUUGUGCGACAACUCAACAAGGAAACUAUGCUUUCACCAGUGAGCAAUAUAAGCAAAUUCUACGGAUGUUGAACAAAGGAACAAACAACAAUUCUAACUCAGUCGCACCAACUAACAUUGCAGGAUCUCUUCAUUGGGAGCGUAAAGGGGAUAGGUAGGGAAGAUGAUGAAUUGUAUCUACUAAUAUCUCAAGCUAGUCAAAGAUGUCUAAAUAAGAACUUGGAUAUAAGAGUCAAUGAAGCUGUUGAGAAGACUAAUUGUGACAUAGUAUUGUGGCAUAAGAGAUAUGGACACAUGUCUAUAGGCGUUCUUAAGAAAAUUUUACCUGCUAAUUUACUGCAUAUUCAAGAAUGUAUUGCUAAAUACAUUGUUUGUCCCUAUGCAAAACAAGGUAGACUGCCUUUUCCUUCUAGUAAUAUUAAAAGUGCUAGUAUGUUUCAUAUGAUUCAUGUAGACGUAUGGGGACCUUACAAAACUGCAACAUUUGAUGGCAAUAAGUAUUUUCUGACUGUGGUUGAUGACUUUACAAGAAUGAUUCUGUUAUUUCUGCUUAAGUUGAAAUCUGAUGUUUAUGUAUGCUUAAAACUAUUUCUUACUUAUGUUAGUACUCAAUUUAAUUAAUUUGUGAAAGUGAUUAGAAGUGACAAUGGUAGAGAGUUUGUUAACUCUAUAUGUGAGCAGUUGUUUCAAAAUUUGGGCAUAAUUCAUCAGAAAUCUUGUGCAUAUACCCCUCAGCAAAAUGGUAUUGCUGAGAGGAAACAUAGGCACAUAUUAGAAGUCACCAGGGCCAUUAGAUUUCAAGGACAAAUUCCCAUUCGAUUUUGGAGUCAUUGUGUACUGGCUGCUAUUUAUCUGAUAAAUAGAAUGCCAAGUACUGUACUCAACAAUGCAUCUCCUUUUAAGAAGUUAUAUGGUAAGAUGCCUAACCUCAAACACCUUAGAGUGUUAGGAUGUUUAUGCUAUGUAAAUAUUGUGCAAGAACAUAAGUAAGAAAUGUUCUUAAAAGGACAUUUCUUAAACUAAUGCCAAGAGCCAAAAUGGCAGCCCACAUGGGCUACUCAGAGGUUCAAAAAGGUUAUAUACUAUAUGAUCUAGCUAACAAGUCUUUCUUUGUUAACAGAGAUGUAACAUUUAGAGAAGAUAUUUCUCCUUUCAGCAAAAGUUAAGAUCAGCACACACUGUUCACUGAUGCCAAUUUGAGUCAAAUGAUGAUGGAUGGAAGUUUAUCUCCUAUACAAGUUGAGACUCAACAUUCAACUAAUCAAAAAAUGAAUGGUUCUCAAAAUCAAACAUCUAAUCCAUCAAAAAAGACUAAUCAACAAUUUACUGAACCUAUACAAGCUGACCUCAGACCAGAGGACCUGCUACAAGUUGAACCUAUACAAGCUAAUCCACAAAAAGAUCAUGAUCUUGAACCUGUUCAUAUAGUGUAGCAGAAUGAGAUACAACCUAUACUGCAACAAGAAGUACAACAUGAACAAAAAAAAUAGAGCUUCAAGUAGAGCCAAACAUCCUUCCAUUUGGAUGAAGGAUUUUGUCUCAUCGAAUAUUCAUGAGGAUACUCCAUUUGCUUUACACGAAUACCUUGAAUAUGAGAAUCUGUCUCAGAAGCAUCAAGCUCACAUUGCAACUUUCUCUUCAGUCACUGAACCAUCAAGUUACAAUCAAGCUAUUAAAGAUCCUAGAUGGGUAGCAGCUAUGAAAGAAGAAAUUUCAGCAUUGGACACCAAAGGUGUAUUUACAAAGUCAAAUACAAAGCUACAGGUGAGGUGGCAAGGUUUAAGGCAAGGCUAGUUGCCAAGGGGUACAGUUAACAAGAGGGAAUUGACUACCAAGAAACAUUUUCCCCUGUGGUCAAGAUGGUUACUGUUAGAACCAUUCUUUCACUAGCUGUAUAAAAGAAGUGGCACAUACACCAACUGGAUGUGUAUAAUGUCUUCCUACAAGGGGACUUGAACAAUGAAAUUUACAUGGACAUGCCUCAAGGAUUUUCAAGUCAGGGGGAGUACAAAGUAUGCAAACUUGUAAAGUCCUUGUAUGGGCUUAAGCAAGCUCUAAGACAAUGGAAUGCAAAGCUAUGUGUGGCAUUAUUGAAGUUUCAGUUAACACAAUUAUCAGGAAAAAACUAGUGAAGGAAUGACAAUAGUGUUGGUGUAUGUAGAUGAUAAGUUAAUCAUUGGGGAUAAUUUGAAGUUGAUUCAAGAAAAAAAAGAGUCACUGAGCAAAGCAUUUAAAAUGAAGGACUUAGGAGAACUCAAAUAUUUUCUUGGUAUUGAGUUUGCCAGAUCAGAGAAGGGAAUUUUAAUGAACCAAAGAAAAUAUUGUCUUGAGCUUAUUGCAGAAGCUAGCCUGUCAGCAACCAAACCUGUCACAACCCUUAUAGACAUCAACAUUAAGCUCACAUCUAAACAGUAUGAUGAUCAGACUGAAGGAAAUUCAAAAAGAGUAAGUGACCCUCUAGCAAAUGUAAAUGCAUGCCAAAGGCUCAUUGCCAAAGUGCUAUAUCUUGCUGUAACAAGACUUGACAUAUCCUUUAGUGUACAAACACUAAGCCAGUUCCUCCACAACCUAAGAAAUCUCAUAUGGAAGCAGCUCUAAAGGUGGUUAAAUACAUCAAGAACCAACUAGGACAAGGGAUACUCAUAUCAAGUAAACAACGCCACACAGUUACUGCAUGCUAUGAUGCAGACCGGGCAGCAUGCCCUCUUACUAGGAAAUCAGUGUCUGGUUUUUAAAUCAAGCUUGGUGAAUCAUUAGUGUCAUGGAAAUAAAAAAAAACAGACCACGUCUCUAGGAGCUCUGCAGAAUCUGAGCACAGAUGCUUGGCAACAACAAUUGCGGAACUGGUUUGGCUACAUGGACUAUUGAAGGCAGUUGGUGCAGAAAUUCAAGGACCAGUUGAUGUUUAUUGUGAUAGUAAAGCAACAAUCCAAAUUGCUGCUAAUCCAGUUUACCAUGAGCGUACAAGACAUAUUGAAAUCGACUGUCAUUUCAUUAGAGAGAAAAUUCAGCAAGGCAUGAUCACCACCAAAUACAUGGCUUCUCAGGAUUAGCCAGUAGACAGUCUUACCAAAGGUUUAAAUUAACAAAGUUCAGCAUCAAUAUUUGAACUCCAAACUAGGUGUACUGAAUAUUUUUCCUCCACCUAGUUCGAGGGGGAGUGUAAAAUAGUAUUAAGGGUAAAAUAGUCUUUUUUUUAUAUACUGAAUUAGUUAAAGAAGUAGUUAGAUUAGAAGUUAAUUAUCUUCCUAAAUACAGUUAGUAGCUCAACUGUAUAUACACCUGUUGCACAUCAUUUUCAGUUCACAAGUUCAAUAUACAGAUUCAUUCUUCUUUCCCUA
Lycium barbarum (goji berry) is the source of this 4780-nucleotide messenger RNA. RefSeq lists its product as uncharacterized. Gene Ontology annotation, molecular function: zinc ion binding; nucleic acid binding. The record is from RefSeq and is a predicted model, not a curated record. Bases 947 to 1597 code for a protein of 216 amino acids. The transcript is spliced from 2 exons. NCBI's taxonomy places the organism in Eukaryota, Viridiplantae, Streptophyta, Magnoliopsida, Solanales, Solanaceae.